This is a messenger RNA of Carica papaya (papaya), 2129 nucleotides long. It is a transcript of the gene NRT2.5, whose product is annotated as nitrate transporter2.5. Gene Ontology annotation, molecular function: nitrate transmembrane transporter activity. Gene Ontology annotation, biological process: transmembrane transport. NCBI's taxonomy places the organism in Eukaryota, Viridiplantae, Streptophyta, Magnoliopsida, Brassicales, Caricaceae. The record is from RefSeq and is a predicted model, not a curated record.
UGAAACCAUUGUAAAUUAUGGGACUCGGCGUCACCUCUGAGUUUUUUGCUUCACGCGUUUGCCUUUUUCACCAACAAAAGGCCAUGGCUAUCCUCCAAUUCAAACCCUCUGAAUUCAAUAUUUUAACCCAAGUUUCUAAAGUCGGCCAAUCAGUUUUCCAUGGUAAAGAAACAAAGAAAAAUUUGCCAAACCUAAGAAAAAUUUUAAGCAUUUUAUAAAUAAAUGCAAAGCUUCAAUCACAUCCUGCAAAAAGAGGAAGAGUGUAUAGAGAUGGAAAUGGAAGGCAGCAGAGUUGAAUCGCAGCAAACAAGAUUUGCUCUUCCAGUGGAUUCAGAAAACAAAGCAACUGAGUUCAGAGUAUUCUCAGCUGCAGCACCUCACAUGCGAGCGUUUCAUCUAUCAUGGAUAUCCUUUUUUUCUUGCUUUGUUUCCACGUUUGCAGCUCCACCGCUCCUUCCCAUCAUCCGUGACAACCUUAAUCUCACAGCAACCGACAUUGGCAAUGCUGGGAUUGCAUCAGUCUCCGGUGCAGUUUUUGCCCGUAUAGCCAUGGGCACUACCUGCGACUUGUUCGGUCCUCGUCUUGCUUCUGCUUCACUCAUCCUCCUCACUGCACCUGCUGUUUACUUCACUUCUAUAGCUUCAUCACCUCUGUCUUUCCUCCUGGUACGCUUUUUCACAGGAUUCUCAUUAGCCACUUUUGUAUCAACUCAGUUCUGGAUGAGUUCAAUGUUCUCUGGUCGAGUCGUUGGUACUGCUAAUGGCCUUUCAGGUGGGUGGGGAAAUCUCGGUGGUGGUGCAACGCAGCUCAUCAUGCCUGUUGUGUUUGCCAUCAUUCGUGACAUUGGUUCUGUAAAAUUCACAGCUUGGCGGAUCGCAUUCUUCGUCCCUGCCUUGUUUCAAACAUUAUCAGCAUUUGCCAUUCUCCUGUUUGGCCAAGAUUUGCCGGAUGGAAACUACCUAGUGCUGCAGAAAUCUGGGGAUAAACAGAAAGAUAAAUUCUCCAAGGUAAUGUAUCACGGGAUAACGAAUUACAGAGGAUGGAUUUUGGCAUUGACUUAUGGAUAUUGCUUCGGAGUGGAACUUGCAGUUGACAACAUAAUUGCAGAGUACUUUUAUGACAGAUUCAAUCUGAAACUCCACACAGCAGGCAUCAUUGCCGCAAGUUUUGGAUUAGCGAACGUGGUUUCUCGGCCGGCCGGAGGAAUUCUCUCCGAUAUGAUGUCUAAGAGGUUUGGCAUGAGGGGCAGACUAUGGUCUUUAUGGGUGGUGCAGACAUUAGGAGGUGUAUUCUGCGUGAUUCUGGGUCGGGUCAGAUCUCUAAGCGCAUCCAUCGCCGUUAUGCUCGUCUUCUCUAUGUUCGUUCAAGCUGCAUGCGGGCUUACAUUUGGGGUUGUUCCUUUUAUCUCCAGAAGGUCACUGGGCGUAAUAUCUGGGAUGACAGGAGGAGGUGGAAAUGUGGGUGCAGUUUUGACUCAGCUAAUUUUCUUCAAAGGGUCGAAAUAUUCAAAGGAAACAGGGAUAACCCUAAUGGGUAUCAUGAUUAUAAUCUGCACACUCCCAAUCUGUUUAAUGUAUUUCCCACAAUGGGGAGGGAUGUUUUGCGGUCCCUCUAAUAAAAAUUUUACAGAAGAAGACUAUUACUUGUCUGAAUGGAAUUCUAAAGAAAAAGAGAUUGGCUUGCACUAUACAAGCUUGAAAUUUGCAGACACCAGUAAAAGUGAAAGGGGAAUGUCUGCAAGAUCCAAGUCUGCAACUGCAGCGCCGGCUGAUGACAUUACAACUUCUAGUCUCUAAAAUGGUUGUCGGAUUGGAUGAACAAUAUUCAAGCUUUUGUGUUUGCAAGCUAGUCGCUUUGCAGAUUGUAUAAGAGCUAGGAUCUUUAUACUUGUACGCGUUGGGACUGUUCCUUUUUAUCAUGUUUGUAAUUUUGUGAUCUCUUUCUUUCCGGUUCUCCUAAGGUAUUUUUUUUUUGUUUCCAUACAAAAUCUGAUAAUGAAGCUCAAGUGCUUUCUUGCUAGAUUUUGUUCUUCAAACUCUGCCAAACCCAAGAGACCUCAAUACCAAAAGUUAAAGUUUUUUUUUUUUUGGUUGGAAUCUAAAAGAGUUAUGUUGAUUUUUUGUUCUUC